AGCCGGCGGUCUGUGUUACUAAAAUAGACUUUACUCAGUACUUGGCACUUCAUUUUACUGUUUGUUUCCGUUGACCUUUUUGGAUGAUAUACGCAGUGUUUUUCGUGAUUUUUGUACCUUAACAUUUUGAUUUUAUAUAUGGGUAGGAACUUGUUACGAACGAGUUAUAUUUUCAGAGAUGGAUUAACAGAUGGUACCAUGAGGUGCGCUUUUCUUCUUAAAGAUAGUGUUCAGAUAAUAUCGGAGUACAAGCUUGAAGUUUGAUUUUCAUUCAUAACAUGAUUUUCACACAACAUGAAACACUACUGGGGUUUAUAAGCUGGAUAAUAUAUACUCGUACGUCAGUCGUGUGCACGUAAUGAACAGUAUCCCCGUAGCUGUUUGAAAACAGAAAUGCUCUGCAAAUAUUUUACAUUUUGACAUUUAAGCAUGAAAUGCAAACAUAAAAAUGGUGUUGUUUAAUUUAUGACAUAAAUAAAUCGGUUUAUUUCGAAUAGAAGCAUUGGUUAAUGUGGAACAAUUAUUUUGUGCAGUUUUAGUGAAAAUAUAUACAAAUUGUUGGCACAUUCCUGGAAAUUCAUAUAAAGAGUGUUAUUAAUUCAUUUAUAAACUGGAAUAAGUGAUGAUACAGAGAUUUGGAUCUUUAGAUUCAGUUAGGAUGCAGAAUAUGAUUCUCUGGAGGAUAUUUAUUAUAGCUUGUAGUUUUUCUGGCUUAAAGGCGCUGAGAGAUGCUAACAAAGAUGAAUUUUUGAGAAACCUACAAGAGUAUGAAAUAGUUGUUCCAUCGCUUGUCACUGCAGAAGGACAUCAUUUAACGUACACAUUACAUCCAAGACAUUCACUGCGCAGGCGCAGUGUCGACUCACACGUGCAAUCGGAUGAUAGUAUCCAUUAUAAUAUAAACAUAAACAAUGAGAAUCAUAUUUUAAAAUUACAACAUAAUCGACACUUGAUAGCGCCAGGUUUGGUAAUAGAAAGAAAACGAAAUCAUUUUAAGAAUGUGACAGAUUCAAAGUUUACAUUCCUAAAAGAAAGCAACAGGAAUUGUCACUUUCACGGGGAUAUUACAAAUCAACCAGGAACAAAAGUAGCCGUAGCUCUGUGCAAUGGAAUGCAAGGUUUUAUACAUACCAAAAACGGCGAAUACUUCAUAGAGCCACUUGAAAGUAGUCCCUUGACACCCGAAGGUCAGCAUCGUCACGUAAUUUACAAAAGGUCAGCGUUACCGGCACAUCUUGAUCCAGUUCGUGUUCAACUAGAGAGGCACCGACGUGAGAAUGCAGAAGAUGAUUCUUGUGGAGUCAACGAGUUUUCCAACGCUUUUGCACAAAGAGAGAGAUGGCAAAAACACCAUAGGAGAAAGAAGAAGGCGGCGGAACAUCACCGGAGCAAGAGGUCAUUUUCAACAGAAAGAUAUGUCGAGACACUGGUUGUCGUGGACCCAAGCAUGAUCAAAUACCAUAAGAACGAGCACUUAGAAACAUAUGUGCUUACAGUAAUGAAUAUGGUUGCGGCGAUGUUUCAUGAUGCGACAGUUGGAAAUUCCAUCAACAUUGUCCUUGUUAGAAUUCUUCUCGUAGAAGAAGAGCAGGAAGAACUCGUAAUUACCCAUCAUGCCGACAAAACCUUAAAGAGUUUCUGCAAGUUCCAGAAAAUGAUAAACUUUAAAGACGACGAUCAUCCUAACCAUCAUGAUGUUGCAAUACUUCUUACAAGAAAGAAUAUUUGCUCCCGUCUGAAUGAACCAUGUGGAACUCUAGGACUGGCCCAGGUGUCGGGAAUGUGCCAACCGCAUAGAAGCUGUAGUAUCAGUGAGGACACGGGCAUUGCCCUGGCAUACACUGUCACGCAUGAGCUGGGUCACAAUUUUGGCAUGCUCCAUGAUGGUUCUAACAACGGAUGCGAGGAUCCUCCUGGAAAACAGCUAUUCAUCAUGUCUCCUAGUCUAGUGGCAGACAGCAUCUCAAAGUCCUGGUCGAACUGUAGUAAACAGUCCAUUACUCAGUUUAUAGAUCGUGACUGGGGAUAUUGUCUGGAUGACGAGCCAUCAAGUCACGAAUACAACUAUCCCGUGCUUCCCCCAGGUACCAUGUAUGAUGCUAACCACCAAUGCCGGUUGCAGUACGGCACCGACGACGCUACAAUAUGUACCAAUGAACAGGAUGUGUGUUCGAAUCUAUGGUGUCAAACAAACAACAAGUGUUCCACACACCUCGAGGCUGCAGCUGAAGGGACUAUUUGCGGAACUAAUAAGUGGUGUCUCGAAGGAAAGUGUGUGAAGAUUGGUGACAGACCGGAAGCAAUUAACGGAGAAUGGGGUGAAUGGACGUCUUGGACAGAGUGUACUAGAACAUGCGGGGGAGGUGUCUCUCACUCUCAGAGACAUUGUGAAAACCCAGCACCAUCUCAUGGUGGGAAAUAUUGUCUGGGCGAGAGAAAACGGUUUAGGAUUUGCAACACAGACGAAUGUAAAGACACUGAAGUAGCCUUUAAUGAGGCCCAGUGUGCAGAGUUUAACUUGAUUCCAUACAAGAAAAGUUUCUAUAGUUGGGAACAUGUUCCUACAUCAGAGACUCCAUGUCAGCUGCAUUGUAAGCCAAAGAACCAUUUCUUCUCUGUACUAAUGAAGGAUAUCGUCACGGAUGGGACACCGUGUACGCCGGGUACCAGAAACAUGUGCAUAAGCGGAAGAUGUAGGCAUAUAGGUUGUGACUAUGUGAUAGACUCCAAGGCUCGGGAAGAUAGAUGUGGAGUUUGCCAUGGUGAUGGCUCUACUUGUACUACGAUAAAGUCACAGUUCAACGAGUCUCAGGGACUAGGGUAUGUAGAAGCAGCAGUCAUACCGGAGGGAGCACGGAAUAUUCGUGUGGAGGAGGUAGCUGCCGCCAGUAACUUCUUGGCCUUGCAGAAUUCAGAAGGGGAAUAUUAUCUGAAAGGCGAUUGGUUGAUGUUUUACAGGGGAAAUUUACCUAUGAACUUGUUGUUACAGUCGAAUAAUCCCGGAGUCAAAUUUGAAUACACAGUUCCAAAGGACAACGUCACAGAGCCCAGGAAGCCCGAAUUUCACUGGCAUCAUCAGCCUUGGACGCAUUGCACCUCGUCUUGUGGGGGAGGCAGUCAACGGUCAGAAGCUGUCUGUAUUGAAUUGGAGGCUGGCAUAGUAGACGAUAAAUAUUGUGAUGCAUCUGCUAAGCCUGACGACAUACAGAGAGUCUGUAACGAACAUCUGUGUCCAGCAAGAUGGUGGUCAGGUCCGUGGCAACAUUGCUCUGUAACUUGUGGAAACGAUGGAGUACAUCACCGUACCGUAAUUUGUGUACGAAGUCUUGGACCGGAUGAACAGAUAGCGCUUGAUGAUGAUGCAUGCAAAGCAGACGACAAACCAGCUGAAACAGAAGCAUGUCACAAAAAGGAACCAUGUCCAGGAAAUAGCACAUGGGUCGUUGGAGAGUGGUCAAGUUGUAACGGAAAUCUGUGUGGACUAAAGUACAGGAAAGUUGAAUGUAAAGAUAUAAGUAUAGGAUGUACAAAGAAUGCCAUUCCAUUAUCAGAAAUGCCAUGCAGUGAUCAAAUCUGUGGAAAAUAUGUCGCCUCAAAAUGGACAAGUUGUACAAGAAGUUGCGGUGACGGAAUACAGACGAGGCAGGUGAUUUGUGAAGGGGCAGACUUCUGUGACACUUCUAAAAAACCAACAGCACAACGUCACUGCAACGUAAUGCCAUGUUUGGAUUUAACUACUACAACAGAAUCAACCAUAAGAAGGCAAAACACCGAACACGCAUCGGAUAAAACGAUUUCUUCUGACCCACUUACUACAGGGAAAAUAAAUUUGGAAAGAGUAACUGACGCCACAUUUGUUUCAGCUGACUCUGAUUCAGAGAGGGCGGAAUCUGUUGAAACUAUAAAAAACAAUGACACAGUUACUAAGGCCUCCGGACUUGUAACCAACCCUGAAGACAGUUCUCCUGAAAUUAAGGAUCAUACCAGUGACACUAUUAAAGGUGACAGCGUCAACAGCAAAGAUGAAAUGGAGCAAGAAAGAGGAAAUGCCGAAUCAAGUAUUGAUACUGAUGCUUCUAAUAAUAAAGAAAGUGAUUUUGAAGACUCGCAUAAACACAGACAUCACCAUGGAGACUUCGAGGCGGAAAUAGAUCCUUCUUUAGGCGGUGGUCACUUACCAAAACAAGAAUACGAGACUGAUGAGAAUGCUGAUAAUAGUUUUGAGGAUGAAUCUACUAAGAAAAACCAUGAAUUGAAACACUCAAAAGGCGUAAAUGUUGGUGAAACAGAAGGAAUAGUUAAGUCGAAAACUGAAGGUACUACUGACAUUGAAGGUAAAGAAACGGUAGUAAACAAAGAAAGUACGACUACACAAAUUUCAGAUUACGGAAAACAAAAGGUACCAAAAUUGGACCUCCCUCCAUUGUCGAAUUUCGAUAAUCUACCACUACUCCCAAAAAAUAAAGAACUGCCUUCUCUACCCAACAUCAAAGAUCUUCCACCAUUGCCUAACUUAGACGAAUUACCGCCAAUUAAUUCUGCAGAGUUUGAUAAUUUACCAGAUUUGGGUAAGCUGCCUAGUCUUGAUGAUUUGCCGCCUCUUCCAGGAAAAGGACCCCUUCCGCUUAAACAAAAGGACCAGUUACAAGGACCUUCAUCCGAAUUGAGUAAAACUGAUAUUGUAACACAUGAUAUUACAACAAACUCACCAGAAGAUAUUAAACUUGUCAAUAAUAUAGAAACAACAGAACAAAAAACGGAACAACCUCAUGAUAAAAUGCCAAGCGAUAACAGUUCGCCGGGUCAGAGUGACAAAGUGUCAAAUGAGAUUAUUAGUGAUGGAAAAGCAGACGUCCAUAAACUUGAUAUUAAAGACGUUCAUAUUAAUUUUAAUGACUCUAGAAAUGAUAGACAAAACAUAAGUUUUGGAGAGAGCGACUCAUUGAUAUUAGCAGAAAUGGCUGAACAGGGUCCAAUGUUGCCUAGAGUACAAAAUACCAACCAAGCGACUGAUUAUAAGUGGAUGCCACUAGACUGGUCUGAGUGUUCUCGGCAUUGCGGAGGAGGUGUAAGGACAAGGGUUGUUGAGUGUUUAAAUUCCGAAACCGGUGAAGAUGUAGAUCAGACACGCUGUGAUAUAAACACAAAACCUACAGCCAUUGAAGACUGUAAUAAAAGAACCUGCCACGAGUGGCAGACGUCAGAAUGGGGGCAGUGCUCAUUACCCUGUGGGAAGAGUUUUAGAACCCGUCUCGUCUCAUGUCCACAUGACGGGUCUUGUGAUCCAAAACACAAACCAGUUGAAGAAGAGGCUUGUGACGUACCCGAAUGUGUUAUGUGGGUAUCUGGUCAGUGGAGCAAGUGUACAAAGCAGUGCGAUGGUGGUGAACAGUUCAGACUUGUUCAGUGUGUAAAUGUAACAAACCAACGCCCAAGUCACGGAUGCAGUUACCCAGAAAAACCAAAGGAAAGACAAGAUUGUAACACUGACCCUUGUAAAGAUAAUAAUGCUGCCCUUUCUCUCCGAUGUGAAUACAAUGAGAUAUCUUCAUCUUUGUGUCGUGCUCUGCGUAAAAUGGGACAGUGUCAGAACCGAUUUGUAGCUUUAAAAUGUUGUAAAACAUGCAGUCAGGAGUCACAUAGACGUGCCAACAAAGACAGACCAAAAGGGCAUAGUUUAAAAUAAUAUUAAACGGUAUAAGUUACCAGUAUUAAAUAGUAUGAUAUUCAAGAGAAAAUAUAUUUUCUUCAAGAGGGAGUGCCAAGAAGGUCAUGCAUCUAGCAUGUCUUAUUUUAAAUAGUUGGUUAGCCACUAUUAACUGAUAGCAUCAUGGGUUUUUACAAAUUAGAUAUACACUUUAUACUUGAUAAUUUAGAAUAAUGGAAUAUUAUAAGAUUAUGUAAUUUGGACGUUGCCAGAAAUCGACUGGAGUGUAUUAUCUACAGUAUUGUGCUUAUUGUACUGUGAGUUUGCAGAAAUGUGAUUGCUUCAAUUCUGCAAGACUUGAAUGUGCUAGGGACAGAGUCUCAAAUUAACCCCGGAGAUGAGAGAAAUAUUGACGAUGCCGGCUGAGUUUAUACAGGGCAGAAGAUAAAUUCCAAAAACUAAACGGGAACAAAUGUUACAAAAUGGAUCGAAUCGAGCGGAAAAUUGAAAAGUGGAAGUGACAUCACAAUCGGUGUCAAUAGCUUCUUCCGAUGUUGAAACAAAUGAUGUAUUUACUAAAAACAAUAUAAAACUUAUUGAUGAACUUUAUAUGAAACGAAAAUACUGUAGUAUUUGAUAAAUAGAUACAUGUAUUAGUAAAUUAUAAGAAAAAUACCUUUUGGUACAUUUUCGUUCAAGGCGGUUCAUGAACUAGAUAAAAUUAUGUUCUUCUUAAUAUAAAAGUGUCAGCAUGAUGAUACCCGUUGUUCAGCACGAAUGUCUCGUUUCAAAGGAGUGGUAUGAACCUUUUUAGACAGACUCGUGUAAACUGUUUCCAGAAAGCGUUAAAUACUGCAUGUGUAAGAAUCGUAAUGUGAAAAGUAAAUAUGCGUCGUUGGUUAAACAUUUUACCCAUGCUAUAAUUAUGCAGCCAAAGCCCCCAGUGAAGUGUGUUCUAAUUCUUACUGUACGAAAGCUAUGUUGCGAGUUUUUAGCAUGUAUUGCGAAUGUUAUCCAAGGCAAGUAUACUUACUGUUUGUUCAGCACGUUUUUCUCGUGCUUCAGCUGAAAAGUGUAACCCGACGUCUCCCGAAUGCAUUGGUGAGGUGCAUGAUAUUAAUUUUGACACAUUUUCUACAUUAUGAUAUUUGCUAUCACGUCUCGUCAUUGUUUGAAAAUACAGUUUCUUUCAGAUUCUUUUGUUUCGCAGAAAGGUUUUCCUCUACUUUUAUUUUUCAAUGAAAACAAUUUUAUUUGAGUCUGUAUUAAUUGACAUAUUUACAUUUUAUAGAAUUUAAACAACUGCAGGUGUUUAAUAUGGAUCUUGUGCAAUUAAAUAGGCGCACAUUUUACAUGGUCAACACUGUUGUAUCAUAUAAACAUAUCCAACAGUUCAAAAAAAAUUGUUGAUGUUUUACAUUUCCAAAAAACUCUAAGUAGCUAGCUGUAAAACUAAAAAAUACAAGUCACUACAAUUUGAAAUUGUUUUCAGAAAUACCUGCCGCGGAAUAAACGAAUCUAAAGAUCAGUAAAAGCUGUAAUUAGUGUUAUUAUAUCUUUGACCAAUGUUUAGUUGUUAAUUAUAUUAUAUUUACAUAUAAUGAUAUAUGUACUUUUGAUUAUACAUGUAUUAUUACUAUUUGUUUGAUCAUAUAAAAUACUUAAUAAUGUGUCAUUUUGUUCAGAUUUUAUGCGAUGACAUACAAAUAAAACGUAAAAAAUU
Mercenaria mercenaria is the source of this 7370-nucleotide messenger RNA. Its product is annotated as A disintegrin and metalloproteinase with thrombospondin motifs 7-like. The record is from RefSeq and is a predicted model, not a curated record. Gene Ontology annotation, cellular component: extracellular matrix. The transcript is spliced from 26 exons. Gene Ontology annotation, molecular function: metalloendopeptidase activity. Lineage: Eukaryota; Metazoa; Mollusca; Bivalvia; Venerida; Veneridae. Gene Ontology annotation, biological process: proteolysis; extracellular matrix organization. The coding region runs from base 623 to 5686 and encodes 1687 amino acids.